AUGGCUCAUUUCCUUCUUCUGUUGAUGUACGGGAUGGGCGUGUUUCUUUCGGAGAAGUUGGGUGAUUGGAUGAUGGAAUGGGGUCUGGGUGCAAGGAUCCCAGAUUCAUCUGCUCAAACGACAACUUCGGAGCAGCAGCUGUUCUCGCGACAGACCUGGGAUAGUGGUAGGGGUGAUCACGAGCACGAUUUACUUGACGACGACGACCUCGACGAUAUCGACCUCACGGCAUCGACGAACUCGACGACGACGACGACAAGGCAACGAGAUGGACAUCAUGACAUCGACACCGAUGACGACUACAACGACGACGACUACGACCACCUCGAUAACGACGACAACAACAAGGCAACGAUAUCGAAGGCCUCGGUUGGGUGGUAG
Molecule: messenger RNA, 381 nt
Organism: Aspergillus brunneoviolaceus CBS 621.78
Lineage: Eukaryota; Fungi; Ascomycota; Eurotiomycetes; Eurotiales; Aspergillaceae
Exons: 2
Coding region: 1-381 (126 amino acids)
Source: RefSeq, a predicted model, not a curated record